Molecule: messenger RNA, 3318 nt
Organism: Pipra filicauda (Wire-tailed manakin)
Lineage: Eukaryota; Metazoa; Chordata; Aves; Passeriformes; Pipridae
Gene: AMPD2
Product: adenosine monophosphate deaminase 2
Exons: 10
Coding region: 92-1774 (560 amino acids)
Biological process (GO): IMP salvage; AMP metabolic process
Cellular component (GO): cytosol
Molecular function (GO): AMP deaminase activity
Source: RefSeq, a predicted model, not a curated record
GCCGGCCGCGGCCGCCGGACCCCCCGCGCCCCCUCCAUCCCCCCAGCAUCAUCCUCAUCCUCACCCUCAUCCCCCUCCCCCCCGGCCCGCCAUGUCCUCCGCCCCCCCGGCCAAGUGUCCCUUCAAGAAGCGGGGCAGCCUCCAGACCCCCCUCCCCGCAGAGCUGCGGGGGGGGUCGGCGGCGCGGCCCCUGCAGUCGGCCCGGUCCCUGCCCGGGACCCCCCACCUCCUGAAGCACUUCCCGGUGGAUCUGAGGACUUCCAUGGACGGCAAAUACAAGGAGAUCGCCGAGGAGCUGUUCUGCCGCUCGCUGGCAGAGAACGAGAUGCGGACGGCGCCGUACGAGUUCCCCGAGGAGAGCCCGAUCGAGCAGCUGGAGGAGCGGCGGCAGCGCCUGGAGCGCCAGAUCAGCCAGGACGUCAAACUUGAGCCCGACAUUUUGCUCAGAGCCAAACAGGACUUCCUGAAAAUUGACAGUGCCGCCGACCUACAUUCCCCCAGCCCCAAUUCCCUCCCCAGUUCCCCCAUUCCUUCAAUCCCAUCUCCAAUUCCCAUUCAGCCCCAUUUGCCUAUUCCAAUCCUCACAUCCCUCAUUCCCAUUCCCUACUUGCCCAUUCCCAUCCUAAAUUCCCACUCUGCCCUCAUUUGCUCAUUCCCAUCCCCAGUUCCCCAGUUCCCCCAUCCCCAAUUCCCUCCCCAGUUCCCUCAUUCCUCCAAUCCCAUUCCCAAUUCCCUUUCAGCCCAUUUGCCUGCUCCCAUCCCCGAUUUCCCCAUUCCCAGCCCCUGUUCCUCCAUCCCAUCCCAAAUCCCCUCUGGCCGGGCCGUGGCCGGGGGUGGUCCCAGCCGUUCCCGUUCCCGUUCCCACAGUGACGUGUACCGCACCAAGGGGCAGUUGGCCAACUUCCAGGAGAUGCUGGAGAACAUCUUCCUGCCCCUCUACGAGGCCACGCUGCACCCGGCCCAGCACCCGGAGCUGCACCUCUUCCUGGAGCACGUGGACGGGUUCGACAGCGUGGACGACGAGUCCAAGCCGGAGCAUCACAUCUUCAACCUGGACAGCCCCCUGCCCGGGCAGUGGGUGGAGGAGGACAACCCCCCCUACUCCUACUACCUGUACUACAUGUACGCCAACAUGACCGUGCUCAACCACCUGCGCAGGAAGAGGGGCUUCCACACGUUUGUGCUGCGGCCGCACUGCGGCGAGGCCGGGCCCGUCCACCACCUGGUGUCGGGGUUCAUGGUGUCCGAGAACAUCUCCCACGGGCUCCUGCUGCGCAAGGCCCCCGUGCUGCAGUACCUGUACUACCUGGCCCAGAUCGGCAUCGCCAUGUCCCCCCUGAGCAACAACAGCCUGUUCCUGAGCUACCACCGCAACCCCCUGCCCGAGUACCUGUCCCGGGGCCUCAUGGUGUCCCUGUCCACCGACGACCCCCUGCAGUUCCACUUCACCAAGGAGCCCCUGAUGGAGGAGUACAGCAUCGCCACCCAGGUGUGGAAGCUCAGCUCCUGUGACAUGUGUGAGCUGGCCCGGAACAGCGUCCUCAUGAGCGGCUUCUCCCACAAGGUGAAGAGUUACUGGCUGGGCCCCAACUACCAGCGGGAGGGCCCGGAGGGGAACGACAUCCGCCGGACCAACGUGCCCGACAUCCGCGUGGGAUAUCGCUUCGAGACGCUGUGCCAGGAGCUCACCCUGCUCACCCAGGCGCUGCAGGGGGCCGAGCUGGAGCCCAUCCAGGAGGAGGGGGGCAUCACCAUCGCCCUGGGCACGCACUGAGACCCCCCAGAGACCCCCAGGACCCCGCGGGACCGCCCGACACCCCCAGUAGCCCCCAGGGCUCUGCCGCCAUCCCCCGACCCGCGGGCACUGCAGGGGGCAGAGCUGGAGCCCACCCAGGGGGAGGGGGGCAUCACCACCACCCUGGACACACGCUGAGACCUCCAGAGACCCCCCAGGGCCCCCCGACAUCCCUGAUGCCCCCAGGGCUCUGCCAGUGUCCCCCCACCCACAGGUGCUGAGCUGGAGCCCACCGGGGGAGGGGGCACCACCAUCACCCUGGGUACCCCCUGAGACCCCCAGAGACCCCCAUGAACCCCCCCACGAGACCACCAAUCCCCCCAGGGCUCCGAUGCCAUCCCCCCCACCGGCUCCCACCGCUGUCCCGGUGCCGCCGAGGGGGACACGGUUUGUUGGGUCCUCCUCAUUUCUGUCUGGUUUGGGGCAUUUUUUGGGUCUUGUUUUGUCAUUUUUGGGGUCUUUUUUGGGUCUUUUUUCUGGUUUUUUUAACUGGUGUUUCUUUGCUGGGUUGGGCCCUGCCAGGUUUGGUGGCGCCAGGUUUGGUGGCACCAGGAGGUGACAUGGGGACAGAGUUUGUUGGAUCCUCUCCAUUCUGACUCGUUUUGGUCAUUUUGGAGGGCUUUUGUUGGAUCUUUUUUUUUUUGUCUUUUCCUGCCUUUUACAACCAGUGUCCCCUCCCUGGGUUUGGUGGCACCAGGAGGUGACACAGGGACAGAGUUUGCUGAGUCUUCUCCAUUUCGUCUGGUUUUGCUCAUUUUUGGGGUCUUUUUUUGGUCUUAUUCUGGUUUUUAACAGGUGUUUCCUCACUGGGUUGGGUUGGGCCCUGCCAGGUUUGGUGGCACCAGGGGACACAGUUUGUUGGGUCCUCUUUGUUUCGUCUCAUUUUGGCCUUUUUUUGAUCCUUCUUUGGCCUUUUCCUGCCUUUUUUAACUGGUGUGUCCUCACUGGGUUGGGCCUUGGUGGCACCAGCAGGUGACCCAGGGGGGUCCUGCCUUCACCCCCCAUGGUGGGGACACAGUGACAGGUCAGGGGUCCCUGCUGGGGGUGUGGGGGCAGCAUGGGGGUCCCAACCCACCCCCCCAGCUCCUGACGCUCCUUGACCCCCCCACCCCCUCUCCGUCCACUCUCCCCCCCAGGGGACGUGGGGACAAGCCCAGGGGGCUCCUCGGGGACCCCAACGCGGGAUUUCUGCCCCUUCCCACGGGGGGACACGUCAGGGGGGACAUGGGGGGUGGUGCUGGGGGGGGAUCCCUCCUCACCCUCCCGGGGCUGAAGGCAAAGGGGACACGGUGACCCGUCCCUGGGCCCCCUUUUCCCAGGAUUUGUGGCCCGGAUGAGGCUUCUCCCGUCCCUGGGGGGGCAUCACCCCCCAUCCCUGCGACCCCCAGUCCGGCCCUGCCCCCCCGCGCAGCCGCAGCUGCUCCCGAGAAAACCUGAAAACCAACCAAAAACGGUUCAACCCAAACGAAACCCGUUCAGCCCAACCCCCGUCCCAGCAUGGAAAAUAAAGUAUUUAAGUACAA